Molecule: messenger RNA, 2166 nt
Organism: Erinaceus europaeus (western European hedgehog)
Lineage: Eukaryota; Metazoa; Chordata; Mammalia; Eulipotyphla; Erinaceidae
Product: O-acyltransferase like protein-like
Exons: 15
Coding region: 16-2040 (674 amino acids)
Molecular function (GO): acyltransferase activity, transferring groups other than amino-acyl groups
Source: RefSeq, a predicted model, not a curated record
ACAAGAAAAGAGACAAUGAUGGUUCUGUCUUUCCUGUUUUGUCUGCUUUUUAGCCAGUGGCCUUUUGCUUUUUCUGCCAGAAACAUCUCUCUCCAGUGCAUCCAAGACACAGAUGAGUUCCUCUCAGACCUGAAUUCAGGGACACCCAAGGAAUAUGCGCUAAGAAUGUAUGAUUCAGCAGGGAAGCUAGGGAGCGCUGUUCUGAGUGGGAACACAGCAAGGUUGGGAGCCUACAGCGAGUGCCUCUCUGUGCUCAACCCCUCGGGGCGCUUCCGAGGGCAGUACUGCAAGCUGCACAUCUUGCAGGACGGAGCUGAGUACACCGUGGGUGUGUGCGUCCCUGACUCCUGUUCCGAAGAUGACGUGACUGUGAUUUCUCGGCUGGACACUUUGCAGUUCAGAAACGUUUCCUUCGUGGCUCCUUCCCUCUCUCUGUUUGCAACAAACUCUUCCUCCUCACCCCGGAGGAGUGUGGCCAGCUGUGCUGUGGGCAAGUUCCCCCUGGACAUGUUUGCAUCGAUGUGUCUGCUUGUCACUCUGCUGGGCUUUGCCCUGCCCCUGGCCAGCAGCGUCUACGUGGCAGCCAGGGCAUCUGCCAGCAGGGCCUCCCUCGAAGCUGGGACACCCCCGGCCAGCUAUGGGAGCCUGCCGCUGAGUGAGACCCGACCCAGCACCGGGAUCCCGGGCCUCCCACCGUCGGGAGGAGAAAGGUUCCUGGCCACCGUGGACCAAACUCUGACUUGCUGCUCCUGGCAAAGGAAUAUGGCGGCCGUCUGGACACCAGGGACACCGGGGGACACGUGCCUGGCGCUGCACGGCCUGCGGGCCCUGAGUCUGCUGUGGGUCAUCUCAGGACACACGGCCCAGAUGACGGCCUGGCUAUCUCUGGAUAAUGUGCUUGAGUGGAGAUGCACAGUACCCAGAAACCCCCUGUACCUCUACUCCCGGAGUGGCCCCUUCUACCUGGGCGUCGAUACGUUUUUCCUCAUCAGCGGCUGGCUAAGUGUGAGAUCAUUUUUAAAGCUGCAGCGUCCAGACAAAGGGACCACCUGCAGGGUCGUACUCAGAUACCUUCUCAGCCGCUUCGCUAGGCUGCAGCCCCUCCAUAUGUUCUCUGUGUGCCUGCUGGUGGCGCUGUUCUCCCUUGUUCCCUGGGGGCCCAUCUGGGAAGUGCCCAAGUUCCAUCUGGACAGCUGUCGCCAGUCCUGGUGGACCAACUUCCUGCUGCUGAACAACUUCCUGUCAGUCAGGAAGCCGUGCAGUGGCUGGACGUGGUACCUGGCCUGUGACUUUCAGUUCCACCUCACCACACCGGUCGUUGUCUUCAUCCACAGAAAAAGUAAGCAAGCCCUUGUUUUCUUCGGGGUCCUGCUGGUGGUGGCAUCCUUCACUGCCACCGCUCUGCUGACACUGGUUUAUCAUCUUCCGGUGGCAGAUCCCUCAGAAGCAAGCGACCAGGCGGCAGAGCACUAUUUCGUGGAGUAUUACACUAAACCCUACUGCAGACUCGGGCCGUUCCUCCUGGGGCUCUUUCUCAGCCUCUUCACACACCCACAGCACCAGGCAAACGUCCUUAGGACAAAGGGCCAGGUGGCGCUGGGCUGGGCCUGCUCCCUGUCUGCCCUGUCUGCAGUGGUGGCUCUGGCCUAUGCCGUGGACGACACCUCUGCCAGCGCCUCUUCCGCUACUGCUCUCUACCAGGCCCUGCACAGGACCCUAUGGGCGGCGGCUGUGGGCUGGGUGCUGCUGGCGUGCCAGCAAGGCUGUGGUGGUCCAGUGAACCGGCUGCUCUCCUGCCACAUCUGGAGCUUCCUGGCCAGCAUCAGCUAUGCCUGCUACUUGGUGCAUCCCAUCGUUAUCCUCCUCUACAACGGGCUUCAGGAAACACCCAUGCACUAUACCGACAGCACCAUGCUCUAUCUCUUCUUUGGACACUGUGUGCUGACUGUCGCUGGUGGGCUGGCCCUGACGCUGCUGGUUGAGAAGCCCUGGCAGGAGCUGAUGCGGUGCCUGCUGGGAGCACUGCUGGCGGAGCCCUGAGCUAUCUGGGGAGCACGGAGUGGGGAGUGGAGGUCUGGGCCAUCUUGAGGAGACCACCCUUUAAUCUGCCCGUGGGUACUUUUUUUUUUUAUUUUAGUAACAAUAGAAGCAAAAUAAAAAACUUCG